Messenger RNA from Lacerta agilis (Sand lizard), 1525 nucleotides. It is a transcript of the gene CCDC92, whose product is annotated as coiled-coil domain containing 92. Lineage: Eukaryota; Metazoa; Chordata; Lepidosauria; Squamata; Lacertidae. Gene Ontology annotation, cellular component: centriole. The record is from RefSeq and is a predicted model, not a curated record.
CAGGUUCGCUGGAUGUCAGGAUGGCGGCAUCAAACCUGGAGAAUCAGCUGCACAGUGCCCAGAAGAACCUGCUCUUCCUCCAGCGGCAACACGCAGACACCCUCAAGGGGCUGCAUGCUGAGAUUCGGCGACUACAGCAGCACUGCACAGAUCUGACGUACGAGUUGACUCUCAAAAGCUCAGACUCAACAGAAAGUGGGACUUCAAGAAGUGAAGAACUCAAAAGGAAGUGUGAAGAACUUGAGGCCCAGCUGAAAGUGAAAGAGGCUGAAAACAAUGAGCUAUUAAAGGAACUGGAGCAAAAGAAUGCAAUGAUAAUGGUGCUUGAGAACACCAUCAAGGAGAGGGAAAAGAAGUAUUUAGAAGAACUGAAAAUGAAAAGCCAUAAGCUGAACAUGCUGUCGAGUGAACUGGAGCAGCGCGCCAGCACGAUUGCGUACCUCACCUCACAGCUGCAUGCAACCAAGAAGAAGCUCAUGAGUUCAAGUGGGACUUCUGAUAGCUCUCCAUCUGGGAGCCCAGUGCUGUCCAGCUACAAACCAGCCCCUCCCAAAGAUAAGCUCCCAGAGACUCCGCGGCGCAGAAUGAAGAAAAGCUUGUACCCCCUCAACCCUGAAUUUGAAGAGGCCUACAGAUUAGGAUCGGAUAGCCGCAAACUGCUGUUACGGGAGCCUGUUGAUGCUAUGCCUGAUCCCACUCCCUUCCUACUGGCAAGGGAAACUGCCGAGAUCCACCUUAUCAAAGAGAGGCCUUUAGUCAUUCCACCGAUUCCUUCGGAACGCACCUCUGCCGAGCCACACAGCCCAGCCCGGGAGAAGCAGCACAAGGCUCACGUUGGUGUGGCACACCGAAUCCACCAUGUUGCUUCACCCCAGGCGCAGCCAGAGGUUGAGACACUAGCAGUGGAUCAGGUGAACGGGAGCAAAGUGGUCCGAAAACAUUCAGGGACAGAUAGAACUGUUUAAGCAUACUGUCUGGAGGUGACUCUCUUAUGCACUGUGAUCACAAAUAGGGUUAAUUGCAUCUGCAGUCACUCCCCCCCCCUUCAAAUCCCCUAUGCAUGCCAAAUUCUUCCCAUCACUAGAAUAACCUCCUCCAAUGGAUUCCCCAAUAUGACUAUCUACUUAAUGAAACGCUGUGGCCAAACUCAGGUGUCUGCCUGACUGCUUGCUUCCAAUGCUCCUUCAUUUAUUCUAAGCGCACUUGUGGGCAAAUGCCCAGGCAACAGUCUGCAUUAUUAAUCAAUAGUAAUGACAGAGCCUGAUAGCCUCCUAAUGAUAGCCCUGCAGCACUGUGUAUUGGCUGUUAAUGGUUAAAGCCUUCUAUGUAUCUGUCACUUCACGCAGUCAUGACAAAUCCUUCUUUUUGGGGAGGGGCAGCGCUGACCACCAGUGUGAGAAGAAAAAAAACAGCUGAGUGACCCUCCUCCGUCCAUCACAUGGUCUUGAUCACAGUGUUCAUAUUUUCUGUUACAUUUUUAUCUACAGCUACUAAAAUCCCAACAAACUCUAUUUUAUUAACCCUG